Messenger RNA from Rhinopithecus roxellana (golden snub-nosed monkey), 3972 nucleotides. RefSeq names its product oxysterol binding protein (gene OSBP). Gene Ontology annotation, cellular component: intracellular membrane-bounded organelle; membrane; cytosol. Lineage: Eukaryota; Metazoa; Chordata; Mammalia; Primates; Cercopithecidae. Gene Ontology annotation, molecular function: sterol binding. The record is from RefSeq and is a predicted model, not a curated record.
AAACUGAAAUGAGUGGCGGAAACACCAGCCAAUCGGCGAUCAGAUUGGCCGGGCACCCCGCAUUCCCCCGUCCUCCCUCAGCGCCGGAAACUUCAGGAAAGCACCAAUGAACUUCGUCAUAGGUCUGAUUGGCCUUUAUCUGAACCAAUCGACGGUGGGCCAGGAAGACGCGUCCCACCCCAAGCUCUCACUGGGCGCUGUAGAAUGACAGGCCCGAAAGAAAUGCCAAUGUCCGCAGGGUCUUCCUCAAGUGACACUCAGCGGCACCAAUCGACGUCCUUCUUCCCGGCGGUCGAGCCCUCCUCCCCGCGGCUCGCCUGGCGGGGCGGGGACGCUGCGCGGCGGUGGCUGAUGCGGUAGCGUUGUGGGGCGCUCCGGGCGGCGACGGCGGCUCUCGUAGGCGGUUCCCGUCCUGUAUCUCCAGGCGGCGGCGGCUCAUGGCGGCGACGGAGCUGAGAGGAGUGGUGGGGCCAGGCCCGGCAGCCAUUGCAGCACUUGGCGGCGGCGGCGCCGGUCCCCCAGUGGUGGGAGGAGGCGGCGGCCGCGGAGACGCGGGGCCAGGCUCCGGGGCCGCGUCAGGGACAGUGGUCGCGGCGGCGGCGGGAGGCCCGGGGGCCGGGGGAGUGGCGGCGGCUGGCCCGGCCCCUGCGCCGCCGACUGGGGGCUCGGGCGGCUCGGGCGCUGGAGGUUCGGGCUCGGCUCGAGAGGGCUGGCUCUUCAAAUGGACCAAUUAUAUCAAAGGCUACCAGCGGCGGUGGUUCGUGCUGAGCAACGGGCUCUUGAGCUACUACAGAUCAAAGGCAGAAAUGAGACAUACCUGCCGUGGUACCAUCAACCUCGCCACAGCCAACAUCACCGUGGAGGACUCCUGCAACUUCAUCAUUUCCAAUGGGGGCGCUCAGACCUACCAUCUGAAAGCUAGUUCAGAAGUUGAGCGGCAGCGCUGGGUGACGGCCCUGGAACUGGCCAAGGCCAAAGCUGUGAAGAUGCUGGCAGAGUCAGAUGAAUCAGGAGAUGAAGAGUCUGUCUCACAAACUGACAAGACGGAGCUGCAGAAUACCCUUCGGACCCUCUCCAGCAAAGUAGAGGACUUGAGCACGUGCAAUGACUUGAUAGCUAAGCAUGGCACAGCUCUGCAGCGUUCCCUCAGUGAGCUAGAGUCCCUGAAGUUGCCUGCUGAGAGCAAUGAAAAGAUCAAACAGGUCAACGAACGAGCCACACUCUUUAGGAUAACAUCCAAUGCCAUGAUCAACGCCUGCAGAGAUUUCCUCAUGUUAGCCCAGACCCAUAGUAAAAAAUGGCAAAAGUCACUACAGUACGAAAGAGACCAGCGUAUCCGACUGGAAGAGACCCUUGAGCAGCUGGCGAAGCAGCAUAAUCACCUGGAGAGGGCCUUCCGAGGAGCCACGGUGCUGCCGGCAAACACUCCUGGCAGUGUGGGUUCUGGCAAAGAUCAGUGCUGCUCUGGCAAAGGGGACAUGAGUGAUGAAGAUGAUGAGAAUGAAUUUUUUGAUGCACCUGAGAUCAUCACCAUGCCUGAAAAUUUGGGCCACAAACGUACUGGCAGCAAUAUCAGUGGAGCCAGCAGUGACAUCAGCCUUGAUGAACAGUACAAGCAUCAGCUGGAGGAGACCAAAAAGGAAAAAAGAACCAGAAUACCAUACAAGCCAAACUAUAGCCUCAAUUUAUGGAGCAUCAUGAAGAACUGCAUUGGAAAAGAACUCUCUAAGAUCCCCAUGCCGGUAAACUUUAAUGAGCCCUUGUCCAUGCUUCAGCGCCUUACUGAAGAUCUGGAAUACCAUGAGCUGUUAGACCGAGCUGCAAAAUGUGAGAAUUCUCUAGAACAGCUCUGUUAUGUUGCAGCUUUCACCGUGUCCUCCUACUCCACUACUGUCUUCCGCACCAGUAAGCCAUUCAACCCACUGCUUGGAGAGACCUUUGAGUUGGACCGAUUAGAGGAGAAUGGGUACCGAUCACUCUGUGAGCAGGUGAGUCAUCAUCCCCCUGCUGCUGCGCACCAUGCUGAGUCCAAAAAUGGCUGGACAUUGCGUCAGGAAAUCAAAAUCACCAGCAAGUUUCGAGGCAAAUACCUCUCCAUUAUGCCCCUCGGUACCAUUCAUUGUAUUUUCCAUGCAACUGGGCACCACUACACUUGGAAGAAAGUUACCACAACUGUACACAACAUUAUUGUGGGCAAGUUGUGGAUAGAUCAGUCUGGUGAAAUUGAUAUUGUGAAUCACAAGACAGGAGACAAGUGUAAUCUUAAAUUCGUUCCUUAUAGCUACUUCUCUCGGGAUGUAGCAAGAAAGGUGACAGGGGAAGUGACAGAUCCAUCAGGAAAAGUCCACUUUGCCCUUCUGGGGACAUGGGAUGAGAAAAUGGAAUGUUUCAAAGUACAGCCAGUCAUUGGGGAAAAUGGGGGUGAUGCUCGACAGAGAGGCCAUGAAGCAGAGGAUAGCAGGGUCAUGCUGUGGAAAAGGAAUCCUUUACCGAAGAAUGCAGAAAACAUGUAUUACUUCUCAGAGCUUGCUCUGACUCUCAAUGCUUGGGAAAGUGGCACUGCCCCCACAGACAGCCGGUUACGACCUGACCAGAGACUGAUGGAAAAUGGGCGCUGGGAUGAAGCAAAUGCGGAGAAGCAGCGCCUGGAGGAAAAACAAAGACUUUCCAGAAAGAAGAGAGAAGCAGAAGCUAUGAAAGCCACAGAGGAUGGCACACCAUAUGAUCCCUAUAAGGCACUGUGGUUUGAGCGGAAGAAGGACCCUGUUACCAAGGAGUUAACCCAUAUUUAUAGGGGAGAAUACUGGGAGUGUAAAGAAAAACAGGACUGGAGCUCAUGCCCGGACAUUUUCUGAAAUGGCAGUAACAAAAAAGAGGAGCAUCUAAUGGAGAAGAGGACAGAGGAUGUGUGGGAAAGCUAGCAGUUGUGACUCUCUUGCCAAGUGCUUUCCUCAAGUUUGUCUCUCUUGACCAAUCAUUUUUUCCAAAUCAAUCACCAGAAGGAGACAUCAGUGGUGGUGAUUGGCUGGUUGCCUUAGCUGAUUGAAACUGAAAUCGACAUAUGAGAUACUAGGUCUGUAAGGGAGAGGUUUAGUGGCUGAAGGUUAGUGUAUUCCACAUCCACAAAGUCAAGUAUUCUGGGCUCUUCUUUCUCCCUCUGCCCCCGUUUAAGAUGAUGUCACUUACCUCCCCUUGUAGUAUCCUGCUCAGCCAAGAUCUGCGUAAGAUUAUGAUUCAGGGGCAUUUGGUGCUGUUCAAAGCAAGAACCGAAUUUAGAAGUUCCCUUAAAAAGAAACAUGUAAGACUUAACCAAUGGAGGCAUCGUGAAUGGUUGCAGUGGAGCUUAGGUAUAACAUCAUCAAUGUGUUCACACAUGGGGUCGGUUUAAUGGAGUGUCCACGCGGAGAUAACUGCGAUAUUGGAACACCUGUGAGAGAGAUUGUUGUAUAGGGCUGGAAUAUUCAGAGUUACAUUCUUGGAAGUUUCUGUUUUUACUUGCAUCGAACACCCCUCUGUUGUUCUCCAUCAUCUUUAGUAGCAACUGGAGACCACUUUGGUGGUUGGUAAGAGGGGUGCAUUCUCCUCACAAAGGGGUUUUAUGGACUUUCUCUGGCGGAGAACUUCUGAGAACACAGGCAGGAUGGGAAAAGACUACUAGUCACUUUUGCUUUCCCAGCCCCCCUCAGUGCCAUCCUUCAUUGUCUUUCUGGCUUCUCUUCUUUCUCCUGGCACAGUACCAUUUUGGGUCUUUGCCCCAGUGUGGAGCAAAACAUUGCCUGUCCCAUUCUGAUAUACUUCAGAAUUUGAGAGGAGAAGUUAAUCUGAAACAAAAGUUUUCACCAUCUCUCAAGCCCCAAGGACUGGAGCCACCUCUGGAAUAAUGUGUUAAAUAUCUGUAUAUUAUAUAUAUGUAGAGAAAAAUCUAAUUUUUUGGUUUGAUUUUCUUCCCAUUAAGAAUCUUGUUUUUUGAUA